UAGUGCCUUUUUAACGACCUAAAUUUCGAAGCCUUCAAUGGUUUACAUGUUUAAUAUGGCUGUUCUGACUUGAUGUACUGCGGAUCAAAUCCAACCAUGGCAGUACAACAAGUCAACAGAUAAACUGAAUAGAAAGGAAGAGUCAGAGUGUACGACGAUGAUUGCACUGAUUUUCCCCUUCUUUUUUUCUCACAGCACGCUGCUCAUAGUGAGAUCGCUUUCGUCUGAAAAGCCCCAAAUGACAAUCCAGCCUGCUCUCACUAUGGCGAGCUCAAUGAUGUAGAGUUGCGUACAAGUUCAGCAAAAGAGAGAGGAUCGCAUGAGUGGAUGAGCGCUGAGCGCACUGGCUCAAAGAGAGAAUUGUGAGGGAGAGGAAUUGAUGAGAGCGUAUAUAAGCAAGUGCUCAAAGCAAAGAAGGGGGCUUUUUGGAAUAAACAGUUGGACAGAGAACUAUUAACAGCACCGAACUAACGGGCAGGAUUCUACAAUUGGCGCAGCCGGUAGUGAAAAUUUUGUUAAAAUAAAGGAAAGGUAUAUACAAUGGAAGAUCGGAUUUAUCCGAAGUACUGUGAAGUUUUCAAAAGCGUAAUAGUUGGUUAAAAGUGAGCUUCAAUUAACAUAGUGUAAUACCAUAAUAGCGAUACACGAAGUGAAAAUGGAAGAAAAUUGGCCAUUGCAACCGUUCAAUGAGUCGGUGGAUGCUUCGGAUUUACGCCGUGAGUGGGAGGAGUGGCACCGAGCAUUUGAGCUAAUAAUAAUGCUUAAAAAGAUCAAUACGCAAGAUGAGAAGUUGGCGUACAUGCUGGCACGUGGAGGUCGAGGAUUGCAGAGAAUUUACUUCAAUUUGGCUCCGGUAUCAGGAGAAGAACAGCCAAGUCCAGCAGUAAUACCCUUUCAGCAACCACAAGUUCCGGAGUACGACAAUGCUAUUAAACGUUUAAAUCAUUUCUUUUUGGGAAAGAGAAACGAACGCAUCGAGUUGGAGCUUUUUCGUUCUCUAAAACAAGAAAAUGAAGAAUCGUUCAACCAGUUUGUGUUGCGACUAAGGACACAAGCUGCACGAUGCGAUUUCCACGAACGAAUAGUAAAAGAAAUAGCACACCAAAUAACUGUAUGAGCAAAGGAUGAGCGAGUAAGAGAUAAAGGGUUAGAAAAUACGAUGGAAUUGGAUGAACUCAUUAAUUACGCAAUCAAUAGAGAAAUUCUGAUAGGCCAAAAGAUGAAGAUCAAGGAUAAGGAACAGGAAUCAUCAAUAGCGUAUGUAAAAUCAAUGCCAGUAACAGAAAAAAGGAAAUGGCGUGAGUCUAGCUGCUAUCGAUGCGGUUCGUGGCGACACAGUGGGGAUUCAAGUGAGUGUUAUGCGCGUAAAGCACGAUGUAACUCUUGCGGACGAGUAGGUCAUUUUGGUAGAGUUUGUAAGAAAGACGGACGGAACUCGGUCAAAAACAAUUAUCAAUGGAAGAGAGCAAAGAAUGAACCAACGGAUCGACGAGAACAAAAUCAACGAAAUGAAGCGAAUGAAAAGGACAGCCUUAAUGAGAUUUUUACCACGACGCGACUAUUGGACAACGGUAUGGUUAAAUGCAUGUUAGAUACGGUUCAUGUAGUUUUCCUAAUAGAUUCCGGUGCAUCAGUAAACACAGUGACAGAACAAGUAUGGUUAGAAUUACAAAAAUCAAAGGCAAACAUUCAAGAUAUAUCUUACAAUUGCGAUAAGCAAAUCACAACGUACGCUAGUAAUCAGCCUCUGAAAUUAAUUUUAAAGUUUAAAGCAGUAAUAUCAAUUAAUCAGAGUAAACCUACAACUUUCGCUGAAUUCAUUGUAGUGCAAGGCAGUAAUAAGUCGUUGUUAGGUAAAGUGACGGCUGAGGAAUUAAAAGUUUUGAAAGUAGGCUUGGAAGUACAAAAUAUUGAGGAAAGAUGUCAACCAUUUCCGAAAUUCCCCGGUAUUCAGAUUCGAUUAUCUAUUAACAAAGAAGUUCCGCCGAAGAAAAUAUCCUAUGUUCGCAUUCCCAUUGCACUGGAGAAAAAGGUAGAAAGUAAAAUUCAACAGAUGUUAGAAACUGAUAUAAUAGAACCAGUUGAUGGUCCCCCCGAAUGGAUAUCACCAAUGGUGGUGGUACCAAAGGGCAAAGACGAUAUUAGAAUUUGCAUAAAUAUGAAGUAUCCAAAUCAAGCCAUACAACGAGAGCAUUUUCCACUUCCAGUUAUCGAAACUUUAUUGAACAAAUUACAAGGAUGUAAGAUUUUCUCAAAACUUGAUAUAACUUCGGCUUAUCACCACGUAGAACUCCAUCCAGACUCGAGAGGAAUCACCACUUUUAUGACAAACAAAGGAUUAAUGCGUUUUAAACGAUUGAUGUUUGGAAUAAAUUGUGUGCCAGAGAUCUUUCAGCGGAUUAUGACGCAAAUGCUUCUAGGAAUAGCUGGUGUAGUAAUCUACAUAGACGAUAUAGUCAUUGCAGGAAAAGAUAAAGUGGAACAUGAUAGUCGAUUAAAGCAGGUGUUAGAAAUACUAGGAAAGAAUAAUGCUACAUUGAAUAAGGAUAAAUGUUCUAUAGAAGUAAAAGAAUUGGAAAUCCUCGGCUACAAUAUAAGUGCGUCAGGUAUUGGUCCCACAGAAGCUAAAAUAGAGGCUAUAAAAAACUUUAGGAAACCAAUAACAAAAGAAGUGACUAGAAGCUUCUUAGGUUUAGUUAAUUUUGUUGGGCAGUUUAUUCAUCACCUUUCAAGUAGAUCAGAACCAUUACGAAAAUUCAUCAGAGGAGAAAUAGAAGUAUUUGGAAAAGAGCAAGAAGCAGCGUUUGAUGAUUUAAGACUGGAAUUGUCGAAUAAUGUACGUAAACUGGGUUUUUUCAAACCGGAAGAGGACACGGAACUGUAUGUUGAUGCUUCUCCAACAGGAUUAGGUGCCGUGUUGAACCAGAGGAAUAAGAAAGGCAUGUCUAGGAUUAUAAGCUUUGCAUCAAAAGGCUUGACGAAACCUGAAAAGGUCUAUCCACAAACGCAAAGAGAAGCGUUAGCAGUAGUAUGGGCUGUUGAAAAAUUUUAUCCAUACUUGUUUGGUACUACAUUUACCAUCUUUACAGACCAUAAAACAUUAGAGUAUAUAUUUGAAGGAAAGCAUCAAAGCGGCAAACGAGCUUGUUCUAGAGCGGAAGGCUGGGCUUUAAGACUACAGCCAUAUAAUUUUGUAGUAAAAUACAUUCCAGGCUCAUCUAAUAUUUCAGAUAGUUUAUCAAGAUUAUGCCCUAAUUCAGAUAAAGAUAAAUCGUUUGAUGAAGCUUCUGAACAUUAUGUAUAUACCAUUGAGAGCGAGUCUGAAGCAAUUACGUUAAACGAAAUUAAAGCGGAAACAGAUAAAGAUGAAACAAUGAGAGAGGUCAUUAAAGCAAUUGAAAAUCAAUCUUGGAAACCAAAACUAGCACACUAUCAGGCAUUUAGUAAAGAACUAGGAAUAGUGCAGGGUAUUGUAGUUAGGGACGAUAGAUUAGUUCUACCUGAAAAAUUGCGUCAAAAGGCCCUAAAGAUAGCUCACAUAGGUCACCCUGGCGAAGAAACUAUGAAAAGAAAACUUAGGGAAAGAAUGUGGUGGCCAUAUAUGGACCGAGAAAUCACAUGUUUUGUAAAAGCUUGUGCUGGUUGUGCAGCAGUGAGACCUUUGGGUCACGCAGAACCAAUGAUUAGAAAAGAAAUGCCAGAUCGUCCUUGGCAGGAUAUUGCAAUAGAUUUUUUUUCGGUUAAGGAAUAUGGAACGUUUCUGGUAGUUGUCGAUUACUACAGCAGAUUCAUAAAAAUCAUUGAGAUGAAAAUUACAUCAGCAAGUAAGACUAUCGAGGCUUUAGAGACAAUAUGCAAGGAUCAAUCAUAUCCAGAAUCAAUUAGAUGUGACAAUGGGCCACCUUUUAGUAGUGAAGAAUUUAAAAACUAUUUUAAACGUAAAGAUAUAAAAAUAAUUCACACAAUACCGUAUUGGCCACAGAUGAAUGGACUUGUGGAAAGGAAUAAUAGAGGUAUACUUCGUGCUUUGCGAAUUGCGAAAGCAGAAAAAAACAGAUUGGCGCGAAGCAAUUAUAAAAUAUGAAAAUAUGUACAACACCACUCCACACUCCAUAACGGGAAAAGCUCCGCUUGAACUACUCACUGGAAGACCAAUCAAAGGCCUAUUGCCAUCGUUAAGAACUACAGAGGUUUGGAAUCGUGAUAGUGAAGUUAAGGAAAGAGAUGCUAUAAAGAAAAUGAAAGGAAAACUUUACGCAGAUAGAUCAAGGAAAUCCAAACAGUCUGGAAUUAAAGUAGGAGAUAGAGUGCGGGUAUGGCAUUACCAGCAAGGAAAAUCGGAGCCAAAUUAUGGAAUUGAGAUAUUUAAGGUGUUAAGAAAAGUAGGAAAUGAUACGGUAGUUGUAAGUAGUGCAGGUGUAAAAUAUCGCCGGCCCGUGGCUCAUUUAAGUAAGGUUUGUGACGAAGAAACGCAACAAAACAAUACAAUAAGUACACAACAUAAACAGCAACAAAAGGAUAAGAAGGAAUUUAAACGUCCCACGCGCAUUCGAAAAAUCCCAAAUAGGUAUAAUGAUUAGUUUUUUUUCUUUUCUUGCUUUAAGUAAUAAUAAUUAAAAUAUAUUUGUAAUGUACAUAUUUCACUUCCGAGUAGAAAAGGGAUGUAGAGUUGCGUACAAGUUCAGCAAAAGAGAGAGGAUCGCAUGAGUGGAUGAGCGCUGAGCGCACUGGCUCAAAGAGAGAAUUGUGAGGGAGAGGAAUUGAUGAGAGCUAUAUAAGCAAGUGCUCAAAGCAAAGAAGGGGGCUUUUUGGAAUAAACAGUUGGACAGAGAACUAUUAACAGCACCGAACUAACGGGCAGGAUUCUACAAAUGACAGCUGAUUCAACCCAUGCUGAGAGGCUAUCAUCGUUUCCUCCUGCGUACUGAGCAAGCUUGUUUUUCCCCUCGCUGAGGCGAGCUGAUUCCCGUCCGGCAAAAUUAGUGUAUUUUUUGAGUGAUUUGAGUACCGUCCCCCGU
Molecule: messenger RNA, 5018 nt
Organism: Anopheles merus
Lineage: Eukaryota; Metazoa; Arthropoda; Insecta; Diptera; Culicidae
Exons: 3
Coding region: 1160-4084 (974 amino acids)
Biological process (GO): DNA integration; proteolysis
Molecular function (GO): nucleic acid binding; aspartic-type endopeptidase activity; zinc ion binding
Source: RefSeq, a predicted model, not a curated record